AUGCUCGGUUCUGGAGAAGCCAUCCCGGAGACCUUGGCGCCUAAAAUCAGCGCGAUCGUCACGUUCGGCAACCCUCUGAAGCUCACGGGUCAGACGAUCGAUAGUUCGAGUCAGACGUACGCGUCCAAGGCGAUUGAAUUCUGCAACAUGGGCGACCCGGUGUGCGGCGGCGGCUUCAACACAAUGGCGCACAUGAUGUACGCAACGGACGGAAGCGUGGCGACCGCAGCACAAAAAGCUGCUGCAUUGGUACAAGGCAACGCGGGGGUGCGUGGCAACGCGGGAGCGCAGGGUGGCGGAAGCCCCCCGAGUAACGCGGGAUUGCAGGGCAGUCCGGGAGUGCAAGGCGGCGAGGGCUUCCAGGGCAACGCGGGGUUCCCGGGUAACUCACGGUUCUCGGGUAACUCAGGGUUCCCGGGAUUCGGGUUUCCCAGGUAA
Hyaloperonospora brassicae is the source of this 438-nucleotide messenger RNA. The record is from the annotation of a GenBank genome assembly. NCBI's taxonomy places the organism in Eukaryota, Oomycota, Peronosporomycetes, Peronosporales, Peronosporaceae.